GCCUGGAGGAAUGUUGUCCAUGGGGUUGCGAUGUGUCGGACGCUACUUCGCAACUAACAACAACAGCAAAGAGGAAUGUGAUAGGUAGAGCUACAUCUGGCAGUUAUUGUGCGCUCGUGAGUCUUUAUUCAAGAGUUACAUCACUACAUCUAAGACUCCUCCAAGGACCAAGAGUUCUUGACUGGGUAGCCUUGUGCUCAGCCAGCAGGGUUGCACUUCAAAAAACACGCGCAGAAACCGGUACAGACGGUCAUACCAGUGGACAGAGUCCUAUUGAAAGGACUUCCAAGUCUGGAAUCGGUGUGAAAAGUGUGAGGGGAGAAAAAGAGGUGCUUCAUAAAGGCAGAAAGCCCUCAGUUCUCAAGAACAGCAUCCUGAGAAGAAAGGUGUCUGCCCAUCUGGAUGUCCAAAAUCUGGGGAAGGGACAUGUGGCCAAGAAUGAAGAAGCGGCCAAAGCUGGGAAAAAGGUGUUGGCCAUUAAAAAAAUAGAGACCAACAGCACCACUGGCAAAUUAGAUGCUACUGGUCCUGGAACAAACAUCAGCUUCAACCAGGUGGGAGGUUUGAUCCAUGCCAUGAAAACACCAGUGAAGGGAGAUGUUGCCCCCCACAGGGCAAAGGCAAGAAAGGAAUAUGGCAUUGCACAUGGGAAUGUUACCAAGAUUCACACAAGAAAGGUGCCAAGUCCUUGGCGCAGAAAUGAAAGCCAGAAACUCUCUAGUCCUGCCCAGAAAAAUGCCACUCGGACAAAAGAAGGAAAAGAACUCAGACUUCUCCAUAGAAACACCAGCCAAGCAUUAUCGCAAAAGGAGAACCUGCCUCCCCGCAGGAACACUAGCAAGCCAUCAUCAGGAAAGGACCUGCACAGAAAUGCCAGCCACAAACCCCUGUGGAAGGAGCACAGCACCCUCACAAAGAGCAAAACUUGGGCACAGGGGACAAAAGAGUCCAGGCUUCCCCAGAAGAAAGACCAACAGGUCCUGUCAAGGAACAAGCAUGGCAUACCCUCCAUGAACACCACUUGGAUACUGCCGGGGCAAAAGCAGGCCAUCUUGCAGAAGAAUGUCAGCCAGGCGAAGACAAAUAAGAGGCCCUCUGUCAUCCACAGAAAUGUCAACCAGGCACUGCCAGGGAAAAAAUCUGGUGCCUCACAUGGGAAUACCAGCUGGGCUGAAGCCAGGACAGAACACAUUCUUUCCUAUAAGAACGCUAGCCAGUUAUUGCCAGAGGAAAAGCUCACUACUUCCCAGAGGAAUGCCACUCGGGCACUGCCAGGAAAGGGGCACAGAUUGCAGCAAAAGAACAUCAGCUGGGCAGAGGAGAAUAAGGAGCAGAGACCUUCCCACAAGAAUGCCAGUUGGGUAGUGCCAAGGAAGGAGCCCAGUUCUUCCCAGAGAAAUGUCAAGUGGGUCUUGGUGAGAACAGAGUCUGCUCCACUGCACAGGAACGGCAGCCAGGCAAGAACAGGGCUUAUGCCCAGCCUCCCUUUCAGGAAUGCUACCCAAAAAGAGAGCUCAAAGGAACAAAGGCCAUCUGGCAGGAAGUUCACCCAAGUGGGAGCAGGCUCACCAAGAUGGCGUCCUGCAGUACCCAGAGAAAGGGUUGAGCCCAUCAUGCCUUCCCUGCCGACGACAUGCCUGCUUUCGGAACAUGCCAUUGCAUGUGGCAACACCUGCCUGAAGCACGUGCCCAGACUGAGCGACUCUUCCCUCAAAUCCCUCUACCUGGCAGAAAAUGAGAUUGCUCACAUCCCAGCUGGGGUUUUCUCAGGAUUGCCCAAUCUAGAAUGGCUGGAUCUCAGCAAAAACAAGUUAGAUUCUGCAGGCCUGCACCCAGAAGCAUUCAAGAAUCUCACCAAACUGAAACGUCUAAAUCUGGAUGGGAACCAGCUCACUACCAUCCCAGCCUUACCGAGCUCAUUACAGGAACUAAAGAUGAAUGACAAUAAUUUAGAAGGGCUGCAGAGACAUAGCUUCAGAGGCCUUUCCAAGCUGCUCACCCUGGAGCUGGAAGGCAACCAGCUGCACGAUGGGAAUGUGAUCCCUACCACCUUCAAGCCCCUGAGCAGACUGAUCUACCUGCGACUGGACCAGAACCAUUUUCGGGCUGUCCCUUCAGGUUUGCCUGCAUCUUUGCAGGAGCUGCACCUAGACUCAAAUCGCAUCGAAGAGGUAACUGAGGGUGUCCUCAACAAGACCCUGAACCUCACUGUGCUGGUUCUGAGCAACAACAAGUUGCAAGAGGAUCGCAUUGCUCCACGUGCCUGGAUAGACCUCCUGAAGCUGGAGUCGUUGGAUCUGUCCCACAACCGCCUCGCACUGGUGCCCUCUUUUCUGCCCAGGCACCUGAAGCAGCUGACCCUGCAUCACAACCGCAUAGAACGUAUCCCUGGCUAUGUCUUUGCCCACAUGAAGCCCGGCCUGGAAUUUCUUCACCUGUCCCACAAUGUGCUGCGGGACGAUGGCAUCCAUGCAGUUUCCUUCUUCGGGCUCUACCGCUCCCUUGCUGAACUUCUCUUGGACAACAACCAGCUGCAGGCCAUUCCCCGCGGCAUCCUGAAUUUAAAGGGGCUGCAGGUUCUGCGGCUGAGCCACAAUCGCAUCAGGCACAUCCCGCUGAACUCCGUCUGUGACACUCGAGUGGCAGAGGAUUCGAGUAUUAUCUCCAUGCACCUGGAGAACAACCUGAUUGACCGCCGCCGCAUCCCACCCACAGCCUUUUCCUGCAUCAAAGCGUAUCACAGUGUGGUGUUGCGGCCACAGCAGAACGAAGACGACUACUAA
This is a messenger RNA of Varanus komodoensis (Komodo dragon), 2783 nucleotides long. RefSeq names its product extracellular matrix protein 2-like. Gene Ontology annotation, cellular component: extracellular matrix. Gene Ontology annotation, molecular function: collagen V binding; protein binding; heparin binding. The coding region runs from base 576 to 2783 and encodes 735 amino acids. The record is from RefSeq and is a predicted model, not a curated record. The transcript has 10 exons. Lineage: Eukaryota; Metazoa; Chordata; Lepidosauria; Squamata; Varanidae. Gene Ontology annotation, biological process: extracellular matrix organization; positive regulation of cell-substrate adhesion.